UUUAAGUUCAAUUAAAUACAAAUAGUCGGCGGCAACGCAUUCGAGGCUCGUACCCAAGACGUGCAUUCCCGUCGUUGCGUUUAUAAUUGGCUUAAAAGCGUGCAUACAUAUGAGUGCAUAUAUGUAGAAAUCAGGCUGGUGAUAAUUAAGAUAUCAUAGACUCAAACUAUGUAUUUUAAUUCAUAAAAGUGAGCUAGCUGGCAAAUUCUUAACCACAACAAAUAGAUGUCGUCGAAGCAUUAUAUUAAUAUAUUAAUCGACAGCUUAGUACGUUAGUAACUAGUAUGAAUGUAUUCAUGUUUGAAAAUCGCCCGAUCAUUUGUGCAAUGCAAACAUGCAUAAAAUAUUCAUUUUGUUAAGAGUUUAACUAGUGCAGGACUUGAAGAGCAAUCGCGACACGAGCAUUCCGAAAUCGCUGCUGUUUUUCACACCAUGGACAGAAAUGCAAUACAAACAAAAAGGAAACGGCAAAUACUGAAUGAAACUGAAUGCAUUUCUCUCCAUUUCUAUUACUAAUUAUUUUUUUGGAAUGUACUUUAAGUGAUGAGUUGUUAACAAAGACAAUACUUGGCGGAAAUGCUUCUAUGGAUUAAGUAAACGAAUAUCACCAGCAAGGGAUCAGCUCGAAUAGCGAGAUUUUUAUUAAUAUUUUAUAAGAUAGUAAGUUUUUGGAAGUACCUGAAGAUCCUUUGACGAUCAGAAGCCUGCGAUUAAAAUGAAGACUGCCCCAAUGACUCAGACACAAUUCUGCGUGAGGACCUUAGCCUCCGUCACACUUUUGUUGCUCACCGGAUUAUUGUGCACAGAAGGAAGUCAUUCGUUACCAAAUAUACAAGGUCAAAGCGAACCUGAUGAAGUGGGACCGCACUUUUUGGCACAACUAACAAAUAUAACCGUACCACAAGGACGUGACAUAUCAUUCACCUGCGUUGUCGACAACUUGGGACAAUAUCGAGUGGCAUGGAUUAAAUCAGAUUCAAAAGCAAUACUUGGUAUACAUACACAUAUGGUAUCCCUAAAUCCAAGAUUAUCAGUGACACACAAUGGACACAACACCUGGAAACUUCACAUAUCCCACGUGCAGCUAAAUGAUUCUGGCAGCUACAUGUGUCAAGUGAAUACAGAUCCCAUGAAAAGUCUGUCUGGCUAUUUAGAUGUCGUGGUUCCACCUGAUAUUCUAUACCAUCCCGACGAAAACAUUGAUGAAGGUGUUAGCACAGAAGGUGGCAGUAUUGCGCUACAGUGCAGUGCGACAGGUGUACCAGAACCUAUGGUCCAGUGGCGACGUGAAGGCGGAAAGGACAUCAUAAUAAGAUCGGAGAGUAGAGACAAGCAAGGUAUUAAAUUGCACCCUUACAAUUGUCCUGUUGUUUUAGCAUUCAAGUCGGUGGAAGGCGAGCGACUGACUCUCACAAAUGUUCACCGUUCCGAUAUGGGUGGCUACCUGUGCAUAGCAUCUAAUGGUGUCCCACCUUCAGUAAGCAAACGUUUUGAUGUUCACGUAAAUUUUCCUCCAACUAUUAAAGCUGUUAAUCAGUUAGUAGGAGCACCGGUUGAACGAGAAGUUAUAUUGGAAUGCAUAGUGGAAGUUUAUCCGAAGCCGCUUAAUGGCUGGUACCGAAAUGAAGGUAACGUUAAACUGCAUAGCAGCAACAAGUAUAACAUAUCUGAAGCGAUGAUUAACCUGUACACGUGGCACCUCAAUUUGACGAUACGACACCUGACAAAGGCUGACUUUGGCGCUUACAGCUGUUCUAGUGUGAAUGCUCUUGGGAAGAGUGAAACGCGAAUUCGACUGCAAGAAUUACGAUUACCGCCCAAGUCGACAACGACACCAACACCUCACGUUUAUACUACGGCCAAGCCGCGUCGGAAGCAGCAGCAGCAGCCCAGCCACAACAAGGGACUGAACGAAGUGGUGCGUGCCAAGGAAACCCAUUUCUCAAAUCAAAUGCAGCAAGAGAACGAUGUAUUCGGCAGCGGGAUUGGUGUGCCCCAGAGCGCCAACGGCGGCGGUGCCGGUGGUAUUGUGGCAAGUGGAAACGUCAACGGCAUGAUAAACGGAGCGGAAGUACAUACGCAACUUCCAGCACGCAACGGAUACGAAAAAACAUAUAAGUCGCCGGGUGCCGUACCGUCACCUAGCACGCCUUGGAUGUUUCCAAGUGCGGGGUCACAGCUGCUUGGCACAGCCACGAUAACGACUAAUGCCCUGGUGGCUCUUUUUUGCAUAUUGUCUAUGUAUUUAGUUAAGCUCAUUUAAAAUUAUGCUUCCAACGAAAUCCACGCCAGACUGUAACAACCGGGAUGCAGACAAAAAAAGCAGGCGCGCAAAGAGCCAGUGCCGCAAUACGAACACUGCAGAAUAUUGGGUUUGCAGAACAAAAACAAGAAGGGUUUGACUUGGCCUUUUCCAAAGGUUUUCAAUUGUCUAGUCAUUUCAUAGCCAGCAAUGGUUAACUUUACUUGCACUAGCACACUUAUGAACCUAUCUACGUACUCAUGUAAGAUUUUAAUAGUGCUAAUUGUACUAUAUUGCCAAAAUUAAGCAAAGCACAUAACGAACCAAAAAUAGUUCUACAAUAUAUUCGCCAAAAACAUGAUCACAAAUG
This is a messenger RNA of Drosophila montana, 2612 nucleotides long. It is a transcript of the gene DIP-lambda, whose product is annotated as Dpr-interacting protein lambda. NCBI's taxonomy places the organism in Eukaryota, Metazoa, Arthropoda, Insecta, Diptera, Drosophilidae. The record is from RefSeq and is a predicted model, not a curated record. The transcript has 11 exons. Bases 716 to 2263 code for a protein of 515 amino acids. Gene Ontology annotation, cellular component: neuron projection.